Messenger RNA from Lutzomyia longipalpis, 695 nucleotides. Its product is annotated as ras-like GTP-binding protein RhoL. The transcript has 3 exons. Gene Ontology annotation, biological process: small GTPase-mediated signal transduction. The record is from RefSeq and is a predicted model, not a curated record. The coding region runs from base 72 to 638 and encodes 188 amino acids. Gene Ontology annotation, molecular function: GTP binding; GTPase activity. NCBI's taxonomy places the organism in Eukaryota, Metazoa, Arthropoda, Insecta, Diptera, Psychodidae.
CACUGAAAGUUCGUACAACUUGUUGCCUGUGAUUCUUGGAAUUCACAGAAAAUUUUCAAAAAAGAAAAAAAAUGUCCUUUGGGGAAAAUGUGAAGCAUAUUGUGGUAGUUGGUGAUGGACAAGUUGGUAAAACAUCUCUCCUCUUUGCCUACACCGAUGGAUCCUUCAAGGAGGACUAUCAGGCAACAAUCUACGAAAAGGAGGAAUUUGAAUUGACUGUGGAUAAUAUUUUGUACUUUGUGAAACUGUACGAUACAGCUGGUCAGGAGGAUUUUGAUAAAAUUCGCCAACAGUUCUACAAACGGGCAAAUGCUUUCCUGCUGUGCUACUCAAUUCCCGAGCGUACAUCCUUCGAUAAUAUUGAACUCAAAUGGAUUCCGGAACUCAGAAAAUCACAACAAAAUGUCCCAAUUGUCUUGGUGGGUACCAAAGAGGAUGCAAGGAAUGCUCAUUCGGUAACAACGGAGGAAGGUCAAGCUCUUAGCAGGAGGAUAAAAGCAAAUGUCUUCAUUGAGUGUUCCGCAAAGGCACAACGGAAUAUUCAAUUAGUCAUUUACGAAGCAGUUCGAGCUUCAGUGGUUGGUGUUCAACACUAUGAGGAAGAGGAUGAAGGGUGUUCUUGUUGGUGCUGGGGAUGAAAUCCCCCAUAUUGGAAGAUUCUCAAUAAAAGCGAUCUAUUACAAAUUAAAAAAAAA